CUCCAGGAGCAGCUGCGUCGUCUGUACCCUCGUCUGAAGGUGUUGGCGUUUGGGGCGAAGCCAGAGACGACCCUCCAUACCUACCUGCCCUCCUUCCUGUCCCGGGCCACGCCCCACUGCCCUGAUGAUAUGAAGAGAGAGGUAACACGCUGCAGGGGGAAAGGAUUCAGACCCUUUCACCUUUUCCACAUGUUAUGUUACAGCCUUAUUCUAAAAUGAAUUAAACACAUUUGUUCCCUCGUCAAUCUACACACAAUACCCCAUAAUGACAAAGCAAAAACAGAUUUUUAGACAUUUUUGCAAAUGUAUUAAAAAACAACAACAGAUACCUUAUUUACAUAAUAAGUAUUCAGUCCCUUUGCUUUGAGGCUCGAAAUUGAGCUCAGGUGCAUCCUGUUUCCAUUGAUCAUCCUUGAGAUGUUUCUACAACUUGAUUGGAGUCCACCUGUGGUAAAUUAAGUUGAUUGGACAUGAUUUGGAAAGGCACACACCUGUCUAUAUAAGGUCCCACUGUUGACAGUGCAUGUCAGAGCAAAAACUAGAGCUCAGAGACAGGAUUGUGUCGAGGUACAGAUCUGGGGAAGGGUCCCAAAACAUUUCUGCAGCAUUGAAGGUCCCGAAGAACAGUGGCCUCCAUCGUUCUUAAAUGGAAGAAGUUUAGAACCACCAAGACUCUUCCUAGAGCUGGCCGCCCGGCCAAACUGAGCAAUCUGGGUAGAAGAGCCUUGGUCAGGGAGGUGACCAAGAACCCCAUGGUCACUCUGACAGAGCUCCAGAGUUCCUCUGUGGAGAUGGGAGAACCUUCCAGAAGGACAACCAUAUCUGCAGCACUCCACCAAUCAGGCCUUUAUGGUAGAGUGGCCAGACGGAAGCCACUCCUCAGUAAAAGGCACAUGACAGCCCGCUACGAGUUUGCCAAAAGGCACCUAAAGACUGUCAGACCAUGAGAAACAAGAUUCUCUGGUCUGAUGAAACCAAGAUUGCCAGCUGCACCAAUGUGUCGGAGGAAACGCCGUUCAACAGAUGACCGAAGUCAGCCUGAAGGCGCCCGGUCCGACACAAGGAGUCGCUAGAGCGCGAUGAGCCUGAAUGCCAAGCGUCAGGUCUGGAGGAAACCUGGCACCAUCCCUACAGUGAAGCAUGGUGGUGGCAACAUGAUGCUGUGGGGAUGUUUUUCAGCGGCAGGACUGGGAGACUAGUCAGGAUCGAGGGAAAGAUGAAUGGAGCAAAGUACAGAGAGAUCCUUGAUGAAAACCUGCUCCGGAGCGCUCAGGACCUCAGACUGGGGCGAAGGUUCACCUUCCAACAGGACAACGACCCUAAGCACACAGCCAAGACAACGCAGGAGUGGCUUCGGGACAAGUCUCUGAAUGUCCUUGAGUGGCCCAGCCAGAGCCCGGACUUGAACCCGAUCGAACAUCUCUGGAGAGACCUAAAAAUAGCUGUGCAGCGACGCUCCCCAUCCAACCUGACAGAGCUUGAGAGGCUUUUCAGAGAAGAGUGGGAGAAACUCCCCAGAUACAAACAAUUUAAUCCAUUUUAGAAUAAGGCUGUAAUCUAACAAAAUGUGGAAAAAGUCAAGGGGUCUGAAUACUUUCCGAAGGCACUGUUGUAUAUACUGAAUAAAAAAUAUAAACGCAACAUGUAAAGUGUUGGUCCCAUGUUUCAUGAGCUGAAAUAACAAAUCCCAGAUAUUCACACUCCUACUUUUUUUAAUUAAGGUAUCUGUGACCAACAGAUGCAUAUCUGUAUUCCCAGUGACGUGAAAUCCAUAGAUUAAGGCUUAAUGAAUGUAUUUAAAUGGACUGAUUUCCUUCUAUGAACUGUAACUUGUUGUAAUGUUGCGUUUAUUAUUAUUAACACACACAAACACACUGAGUGGACAAAACAUUAAGAACACCUGCUCUUUCCAUGACAUAGACUGAUCAGUUGAAAGCUAUGAUCUCUUAUUGAUGUCACUUAAUAAAUACACCCAUAAUAAAUACAAUCAGUGUAGAUGAAGGGGAGGAGACAGGUUAAAGAAGGAUUUGUAAGCCUUGAGACAAUUGAGACAAGGAUUGUGUAUGUGUGCCAUUCAGAGGGUGAAUGGGCAAGACAAAAUAUUUAAGUACCUUUGAACGGGGUAUGGUAGUAGGUGCCAGGCGCACCGGUUUGUGUCAAGAACUGCAACGCUGCUGGGUUUUUCACGCUCAACAGUUUCCCGUGUGUGUCAAGAACGGUCCACCACCCAAAGGACAUCCAGCCAACUUGACACAACUGUGGGAAGCAUUGGAGUAAACAUUGGCCAGCAUCCCUGUGGGAAGCAUUGGAGUGAACAUGGGCCAGCAUCCCUGUGGGAAGCAUUGGAGUGAACAUGGGCCAGCAUCCCUGUGGAGUCCAUGUCCCGACAAAUUGAGGCUGUUCUUAGGGCAAAAAGGGGGUGGGGGGUGCAACUCAAUAUUAGAAAGGGGUUCUUAAUGUUUUGUCCACUCAGUGUAUACACACAAAGAAUCAGACAAGUGUCUUCAACCACCUCAACAAAUAACAUUCACCAAAAAAUAAUUUCUAGUAUUUGUAUGGUUAAUGGAUAGAGUAUUGUCAUGUCCAAUACGUUAAUUUUGUCAUGUCCCCCCCUCUCUCUAGUUGCUCAGCUCCAUGACAGAGUGUCUAUCUGUCGACCAGCAGAGUCUAGGGGUCUGGAGACAGCUAUACACCAAACACCUACCCCAGUCCAGGUACAACACACACCAUUCAGAGUCUAGGGGUCUGGAGACGGCUGUAUAUUUAACACCUGUCCAGGUACAACACACACCAUUCAGAGUCUAGGUCUGGAGACGGCUGUAUAUUUAACACCUGUCCAGGUACAUACAAAUGCAUACACUUUUUAAGCAAAUAAUAUGAAGUAGCGUGCUGUAAUACAUCUCUCUCUCUCUCUCUCUCUCUCUCUAGUCUGCUGUUAAACCAUCUAAUGAAGUCCUGGAACACUCUGCCACCCAAGGUACAAUAUAACCAUGGUAACUGCCUCUGUCCCGUCUCAGUGAUGAGGUCAUCCGUGUACUGGCUCAGGAUUGGCUGGGAGGAAAGGAAGUUAAUUAUUGGGGUA
This is a messenger RNA of Coregonus sp. 'balchen', 3082 nucleotides long. Lineage: Eukaryota; Metazoa; Chordata; Actinopteri; Salmoniformes; Salmonidae. The record is from the annotation of a GenBank genome assembly.